CACGCAUAAAUAUAGGAGAAAUGACCUGUUCCUAAAGCAACGAUGUCGAAAUGCUUGGAUAACUUUGAUUUUAAUCGUAUAAAAGCGAGUAUUGUGACGAUCAAACUGAACGAGCGAUUGUUUGUUGUACAAUGUGUUAGAGAUUAGAACGCACCUGUCCAUCCCCAGACAAUGUGACGUUAUGAACAAAGAAAUGGUUCAAGUGUAGGGGUUUAUUAAAUGAAGGAGAAUAAUUAUAAUGAUGAAAAUAUGCAGAAAAAGACGGCCCUUUGGCACAGGCCCUCGCCUUCAACGAUGAAACGAUUUAGCGUGACAACACCCGGUUCUUCUCAACAAAUGCCAGCAUGCUCGAUUGUUUUGAUCCCCGUUCCAACACUGCAGGCUCUCCGAGGGAACUUAUUCAGCAAUUAGCCUACUCUUUAAUUCCAGCAGAGGUUUGUGGCUCUGGGAUCGAUCUUGAAGCCCAUUAUUGCGUGAGAGGGCACAUCAGACCCUGGUCUGGAAUAUGAUUGCAGGUCCCUUGCCAUGGCUCGUCCUCGCACCUUUGGCCGUACUCACGGACUUACUCACUGUUGUUUUCGUGUGUCACUAUCGUCGUCAAUUUCACGGUACAGAUGUUGUUUUCAUCUCAAUUCUCGUCUGCAUGGUGCUAAAUGCCUUGGUGGCCCCUCUCGUUCCAGCGAUACUGGACAUAACUCAUUCAGAAUGGAACGAAAACCUGUGUCACUUUUUUGUGUGGUCUGCUCUGACUUUACGUUUGGUUCAUGUCUCAAGUCUUGCAAUGUUGUCAUUCCAUUGGUCAAAAAUACUCCGAACCUCAUCAAGACGAAUCAAAAUAAGUACGACUACACUUGUGAAGAUAGUGACCCCCGUAUUCUGGGGUGUAUGUACAAUCAUAGGACUCUUACCGAUCAUCGGGGCGGUCCCAGACAGGUUUAAGACCAACAAAGACUGUCUUUUUCUCCUCUCAGACCUCGGACUGGGCUUCGUUAUAUUCAUGAUUGUGUAUGUCUUAACAAUGAUCUGCAUUUCCCUGGUGUGUUCAUUUGAUUCCCUUGCCCUCAUUCACUAUGCAAAGAAAAUUGCUUUUAUCAAAUAUGGUGCAGGGAGGUUUUACUUGCCGAGAAAGAAUGAUGGCCUCUCUGAAAACUACACGGUCCACGAGCGGUACGGACAACUGAACUUUGCUGCCGACCUCUGUCGUCUGGUAACCAUAGUAACAUGCUUCAGUGUUGUUGCCAACCAUCUACCCUACGUGGUUAUUGAGUUUCUAUACAUGAGUAUUGGGACGGACAGAUCCUUGUCGGAGGAGCUGGUCACGUGGUUACCUCUGAUGGAGGCUCUAGUUUUACCCUACUUCCUCUGGUUUGGAAGCAGACGAUACAAGCACGCGAUUAGUUACAUCUUCAAAGUGCAUAUUUUACGCCGAAACCAUGAUAACGAAGAAAAUCCGGACUCGUGUACUCUUCAAUCGUUUACAAGAAAAAUCAAAGAUGUCCACACAUUACCACGACCUGUUCACCUCCCGAACAACUUGUCAUCCUCAGGAAGUACAAGAGUAAACUCGACCAAAUUCCAAAGAGGAGAAGGAUCUCCACAAAAUUUCAACAUUCAAAACAAAAUCAAAGUCAACAUUGAGCAAACAAACCGAGGGGAUAUGUACAGCAACGGCGGAUCCUUGGACUCGCGAAGUCCUAGGCAAUUCCAACGGUCUAGUUCGUCGGGUUCGCGAAGCGAUCAGAUGAAGAAAAAGCAUCUCCCAUCUAUAUUCAUUAACGAGACUCUAAACGAUAGCUCGCCGAAGCGAUUAAAUACGGGUCCCAACGCCGGAGUUGUGAUGGUGCGAGCGAUGUCAGAAACGGAAUCCGGAAGCGUACACUCUAUGUAUUACGUGUCUAGCGAUUACCACCCAGACUGUCUCAACACCGAUAGUUUACCUCGAAGUUCUAGCAUCGAACACGCGAAUUCUGCCGGUAAUCCCCAAACAGUGACUGACGGACGGAUACAUCUCAACAGAUAUAAUUCCAACUCUCUCCCCAGAAUGCAUGGAAAUGGAAAUGCAAUCGGCGUCCUCUCUAGUUCAUUUGGUAGUAUUCCAAGAAAGAAACCACCAAAGAUGGGAUUGCGUAGUAAUUCUGGAAGCUCCUCAAGUCUCUAUCGAACACACUCGCGGUCGUCAAGUGGUAAUGUCUACAUCCUUGGCCAUUCCAGAUCGGCAAGUGGAACUAUUUUUAGAUCUUCUAAUAUAACUUUUCCGUAUAUUUAUGAAAUCCAACCAGGAAAGGAACGAAUGGUUCCUAGACAAUCGAGUGAGCGAAGUGAGAGUGAAGGGUUGGCGGGUCAGUAUUGUGAAAGCGAUAUUGACAAUGUACUUGAAUGCAGUUCAAUGCGAUCUGAAGACAUUCAGAGCACUAGUAAACCAAUUGAAAUUCCUUCAGUUACUUACAUUGAAAGAGGGCCUAUAUCUCCUGAUAAGCAUAGACACAGUAUGUCUUCGAGGCAAAACGAUCUAACUUUUCAUCGCCAAAAAGACAAGGAACAGCUUUCAGAUGAGAAUGAUUCUGGGUGCAUGGCAAACUACACAGAUGAUAAUUUUGAGAGCUUUAACGUUCACAAACAGUCAAAUGCAGCCACAAACCCGACCUUUAGAUUAUCUGACACUGAACUUGAUGGGUUUACUACGAGCGAACUACUCUCUUCCAAACCUUAUUCAUAUUUAUCGAAUCUUAAUAAAACUAAGACACACACACCAAAUUUCAAAUCCCCGUGGAUAAAUCUAGAACUUCCCGAGGAAAGACCCAGCUUUUUAGAUAGGGAGAAAUCUGUGGAGUAUGCGUUCUUUAAUAAUCAACUAACUACCUCAUCAGAAAGUACGGAUGUAACGCCAUCUCCGAGAUUUGACGAGAAUACAGAUCGGGGCUUUGAAGAAGCUUUAAAUGCAAGCUACAACAGCAGGGAGAGUCUGUGCAGUUUUAACGGUGCUUAUGUGGAAUCUGUCUCAGAAUGUACCGACAUGGGGGAUUUCUUCGAUACUCACCAUAGUGAGGACGGCAACGAGUUUAAAACACAGGCCAUUGUCUCCAGGAUAUCGCCAGCAAGCCUUACUGAUCCAUUCUGUGAAUACCAAGACUCCUUACCGAUCACUAAAUCAAAAGAUUGUUCAGAAAACUAUACAGACUUUUCAGAGAAUGGGAAUAACAGGCCUAUCUCUGGCCUUUCCCCGUGGCCAAACAGCGCGAAGAAUUCAGCCUCGGUGGAUCUCUCAUUUGAAUCAGAUUUCUCUAACGAGCGGCAAGUCCAGGACGACGGGCGACCGUACCAAGACAUAGAGGCGGUGUACUUCUAAGAAAGUUUUCAUACAAUUUUCAUGAUAUAUGACUAUGCACUAUUUUAUAACACCGCGCCUUUUGGUACAAAUAGCUGUCUCAGUUUAGCCACCAUUAAUGGCUAAUGCCUCGACCGUCCGCUUCUGCUUAAAAGGGUAAAAUUACACUCGACAAUCAUCAGUGCUUGUAUAAUCAUGUUUAUUGUUCAUGUUCAUUAAAAUGAUUUUGUCCCGUU
This is a messenger RNA of Magallana angulata, 3561 nucleotides long. RefSeq lists its product as uncharacterized. The record is from RefSeq and is a predicted model, not a curated record. Lineage: Eukaryota; Metazoa; Mollusca; Bivalvia; Ostreida; Ostreidae. Gene Ontology annotation, biological process: G protein-coupled receptor signaling pathway. The transcript is spliced from 4 exons. Gene Ontology annotation, cellular component: membrane. The coding region runs from base 506 to 3346 and encodes 946 amino acids. Gene Ontology annotation, molecular function: G protein-coupled receptor activity.